This is a messenger RNA of Eubalaena glacialis (North Atlantic right whale), 1645 nucleotides long. RefSeq names its product major facilitator superfamily domain containing 4B (gene SLC60A2). NCBI's taxonomy places the organism in Eukaryota, Metazoa, Chordata, Mammalia, Artiodactyla, Balaenidae. Bases 28 to 1605 code for a protein of 525 amino acids. The transcript is spliced from 4 exons. Gene Ontology annotation, biological process: transmembrane transport. The record is from RefSeq and is a predicted model, not a curated record.
UCCCGGCGGAGCGGCCGGGCUGGGAGGAUGCUGCGCUGGUUCAUCACCGUCCUCCUGUGUGCCGCCUUCCUGGGGCUGGGAAUGAGUGUCGCUGUACUGGGACCCACGUUUCAAGAUUUGGCAACAAAUGUGAACCGCAAUAUCAGCAGUCUUUCUCUGAUUUUUGUGGGCCGUGCCUUUGGAUAUUUGGGUGGCUCUGUGAUUGGUGGAGUUCUUUUUGACAAUAUGAAUCAUUUUCUUCUUUUGGGGGUGUCAAUGUUCGCUACCACAAUUGGUCUUUAUCUUGUUCCAUUUUGUAAGACUGCAGUGUUACUGAUUGUCGUCAUGUCCAUCUUUGGUGUUUCAGUUGGCAUUCUGGAUACAGGUGGUAACGUCCUAAUCUUGGCUAUUUGGGGGGACAAAGGAGCCCCCCAUAUGCAGGCCUUACACUUCAGUUUUGCCUUGGGUGCCUUUUUGGCUCCCCUGCUGGCUAAAUUGGCAUUGGGCAGGAUGGUGUCUGCUGAAAACCACACAGAGGCUGACUUUAACCAUUCUGCCUUCAACCAGUCAUCUGAAGCUGACUCAGAAUCUCUACUUGGAAUACCUGAUGAUAUGAAUUUACUGUGGGCUUAUGCUGUUAUCGGUGCUUAUAUUUUUGUAGUUUCUCUCUUUUUUUUUGCUCUGUUUGUAAAGAAAAGCUCAAGGCAGGAAAAAGCAAAAGCAUCUGCUCAGAGGUUUCGAAGAGCUAAAUAUCACAAUGCCCUUCUUUGUCUCCUUUUUCUGUUCUUCUUUUUUUAUGUUGGAGCCGAGGUAACAUAUGGCUCUUACGUUUUCUCCUUUGCAACCAGCCAUGCUGGCAUGAAAGAAAGUGAAGCGGCUGGGUUGAACUCCAUCUUCUGGGGGACCUUUGCAGCCUGCAGGGGUAUGGCAAUCUUUUUUGCUACAUGUUUACAACCUGGAACCAUGAUUGUGUUGAGCAACAUUGGCAGCCUGGCUUCAUCUUUAUUUCUGGUGCUUUUCGACAAGAGCCGAGUUUGUCUCUGGAUAGCAACUUCAGUGUAUGGUGCCUCAAUGGCAACCAUAUUUCCCAGUGGUGUGUCUUGGAUUGAGCAGUACACGACCAUCCAUGGGAAAGCUGCAGCAUUUUUUGUAGUCGGUGCUGCCCUGGGAGAAAUGGCUAUUCCUGCAGUAAUUGGAAUUCUUCAAGGAAAAUACCCUGAUUUGCCUGUAGUUUUGUACACCUGUUUGGGGUCAUCAGUAGCCACUGCUGUUUUAUUUCCUGUGCUGUAUAAAUUAGCCACCUUGCCUAUCAGUCGUCAGCAAAAAGAACACAGUAAAAGUGAGGACCAGAAAGCUUUGCUCUCUAGCUCUGGGCUAAAUGACUAUGAGGAAGAGAAUGAAGAAGAAGAUGCAGAAAAAUGGAAUGAAAUGGACUUUGAAGUGAUCGAAAUGAAUGAUACAAUGAGGAAUUCUGUAAUAGAGACAUCUAGAUAUAUUUUGAUGGAGCCCACAGCUGACGUCUCCAACCAAUCCCACUCAAAUGCGUUAAUGUUCGAGUCCUCUCCAGUUAAUAUGGGCAAGUCCCCUGUGAAUCACCUUGCAAGAAACCAGGACAAAAGGGACUAAGGCCUAGAGAAGAGGGAUUAUUUACUGACUUCCCUGAAUA